This is a messenger RNA of Polistes dominula (European paper wasp), 5894 nucleotides long. RefSeq names its product Endoribonuclease Dcr-1 (gene Dcr-1). Gene Ontology annotation, biological process: siRNA processing; apoptotic DNA fragmentation; pre-miRNA processing. NCBI's taxonomy places the organism in Eukaryota, Metazoa, Arthropoda, Insecta, Hymenoptera, Vespidae. Gene Ontology annotation, molecular function: ribonuclease III activity; deoxyribonuclease I activity; RNA binding. The record is from RefSeq and is a predicted model, not a curated record. Gene Ontology annotation, cellular component: RISC-loading complex; nucleus; cytoplasm.
GGGGUGAGCACUUAUGAAUUCUUCUAAUUUCAAAUUUUAAAUUGAAGAUCAACGACUGAUAUAAAAGAUCGUUUCAUACUAUCAGAAAAGUUAAACAGAAGAGAAAUAUUUUCUAUUAUAUUUCAAAAAAUAACCAUGGCAUUUUUUCCACUGAAUGAUCAAAUUCAUAUCAAAUCUUUUACUCCUAGAGAAUACCAAGUAGAGAUAUUUUAUGAGGGUAAACAAAAUAAUAUUAUCUUUUGCUUGGAAAGUAAUUAUGAUCAACUUUUUAUUGCUUUAAAAUUAGUACAAGAAUAUGCUACUAAUAACAGAAGCGUUAAUGGAAAGAAGAAAAAACACAUAAUUUAUAUGAUAUCAGAUAUAGAAAGAUGUCGUCUGCGAACUGUAUAUGUCACUGAGUUUACAGAUAUCAAAGCAUUAUUCCUCGAUGAAUGUACAAAUUUACCAAAAGAAGUCCCAAAUUACACGGUAUUAAUAGGAACUCCUAAAAUAUGCUUGCAUCUAUUUAAAAAAAAAAUACUCGCUGGUUAUGAUGUAUGUCUACUCAUAAUUGAUAACUGCCAUAAAUUCAUAAAAGAUAAAACCGUUGGUGCUAUUGUGAGAAAAUUUGCAUUUGGUAUAAAUGGUCCUAGAAUAAUUGGUAUAGCUGUACCUUUGUAUAAUUUAACAUUAGAACCAGGAAGGCUCGGAGUAGAGAUAUACAGAGCGGAAAGAGCUUUCAGAUGUAAACUUGAAUCAAAUAGUGAAAUAAUAUCAAUACUCAGGUAUUGUCCUAAACCUAAAGAAUAUUUAAUAGAAUAUGGUAAAGGAAAACUGGAUGAACUGAGUAAAAGAAUGGAAGGAUGUGUAUUAGAUGCUAGAGAUUUUUUACAAGAUCAUCGCUUUGAUCCAUUUGAAAUUUAUGAUGAAUCAUAUAUCGAGGACAUUAAAAAAAUGGCUGAUCCCACAAUCAAACCACGCCAAAUAAUAGAAGAAUUUUUAUUAAUAUUAAGAAAUCUUGGAGCAUGGUGUGCAGAUCGUGCAGCAUAUUAUCUUUUAAUACUAAUAGAAAAGUUAAAAGUUAGUACACCUUACGAGAGGAAUUUCCUUCUCUUAAAUAUAUUGACAACAACUUUUACUAAAAUAAGAGCUAUUUUUCAUUACGAAUUGGAACAUUAUGAGAAAGAUGAUAUGGCAUAUAAAUUUAGUACUCCGAAAAUUCAUCGAGUUUUAGAUGUAUUAAAUAUAUACACUCCAUUUUAUUCCAGAUAUAAAGAUAUUAUAGAUACAAUGCGGACCGUUGUUCCUAAGGAAACUGCUAAAGGAAAAAAACAGGCCGAUGAUGUCCGUAGAAGAGCAUAUAGAACGCAACGUUAUCUUCGUGGAAUCAUGGAUCCUGAUUUACUAUGUGGAAUUAUUUUUGUAAAAAAAUCAUUUACUGCUAAAGUUAUAGCAUCUUUUCUAAAUGAUGUAUCUAAAUACGAUGACAGAUUUAGUUUUAUCACUUGUCUUCAUUUGAUCGAAAGUAAUUCUGAUGAUUUUGGUUAUUUUAAAGAUGUAGAAAUACAACUUAAAAAGCAAGAAGAAGUUUUGAAAAAAUUUCGAAUGCACGAAUGUAAUUUAUUAGUAGCUACUAAGAUUUUAGAAGAAGGUAUUGAUAUUCCAAAAUGUAAUUUGGUACUGAGAUACGAUUUUCCCAAAGAGUAUCAAUCCUAUGUACAAUGUAAAACCAAAGCUAGAGCUGUGGAUCCGAUACAUGUAUUAUUGUUACCGAAAAUAUCAGCCAAGAGACUUAUUUGGAAAUUUGCUCUAUUCGGUGCCACAGAAAAGAAAUUAAUAUCAAAAACUACAAGUUAUGAGCCAAGUGAUGAAGAAGAACGUGAAGCAGAUAUGUACGCUGAUAUGAUACCGCAUUUUCAACCACUUGAUACGCCUGGUGCAGUUAAAGUCACUUUCAAUUCGGCUAUUUCAUUAAUAAACAAAUAUUGCGCAAAAUUACCCAGUGAUACUUUCACAAGAUUAACACCAGAAUGGAUUAUUAAUCCUGUAAAAAUAGAAAAUUCAACUUAUUAUGAAUGUAGUUUACGAUUGCCUAUAAAUUCACCACUGAAAUACGUUAUUACGUCCUAUCCAAUGCCUAAUAAAGCUAUGGCUAGACGUAUGGCUGCAUUACAAUAUUGCAUUGAAUUGCAUAGAAAAGAUGAACUAGAUGAUAAUUUAUUACCUAUCGGAAAAGAAAAUUUUAAAGCCAAACCCGAAGAUGCUGAGUUACCUGCUUUGCCAGAUGAAACUGAAUUAGAUGAAAUAGAAGCUCGACCUGGUACAACUAAACGUAGACAAUAUUACGACAAAAAGACAGCAAAGGUAUUAACAGAGUGCAGACCAACAGCUGGUUCGGAAGCAUAUCUAUAUCAUAUAAAUAUGGUACUAAAUUGUCCUUUACCAGAAGAACAAAAUACAAGAGGACGUAAAAUAUAUCCUCCGGAAGAAUCCUCUAUAGGUUUUGGUAUUCUCACACUUAAAAAAAUACCAAAGUUAUGCCCAUUUCCUAUUUAUACAAGAUCCGGUGAAGUUCACGUUAACUUAGAAUUAUCUAAGAAGACUAUAGUUUUAACUGAAACUCAAAUAGAAAGAAUAGCUAUAUUUCUUAAGUAUACCUUCACAAAUGUGUUGAGAUUGCAAAAAUAUUUAAUGUAUUUUGAUAUGGAUAUUUCAGAAGAUUCUUAUAUUAUUGUACCAAUUAAAUUAGCUGCUGAACGUAAAAAUUCCGAUAUUAAUAUUGAUUGGGAUUUUUUGGAUUGUAUUUAUGAUAAUCAAGAUACAUUUCCUGCCGAAGUACCUGAAAAAAAAAGAAAGGAAUUCAAAUUUGAUUCGUCAAAAUAUAAUGAUGCUGUAAUCAUGCCAUGGUACAGAAGUCAAGAUCAACCACAGUAUUUUUAUGUUGCUGAAAUUUGUACCAAUUUAAAUCCCAAAUCUGCAUUUCCUGGUGAUGAUUACAUUAGUUUUGAAGAAUAUUAUCUAAAGAAAUAUAAUGUACAAAUACAAAAUUUAGAACAACCUUUAUUAGAUGUAGACCAUACGUCUGCUAGAUUAAAUUUUUUAACUCCCAGAUAUGUAAAUCGUAAAGGUGUAGCAUUGCCGACAAGUAGUGAAGAAACAAAACGAGCAAAAAGAGAAAAUUUAGAACAAAAACAAAUUCUUGUACCUGAAUUAUGCGUAAUUCAUCCAUUUCCAGCUUCCUUGUGGAGACAAGCAGUUUGUUUACCAUGUAUUUUAUAUAGAAUUAAUGCAUUAUUACUUGCCGAUCAAAUACGUUGUGAAGUUGCACAAACGAUUAAUUUAGGAAAAGCUAAUUUAAAACCAGAUUUUGAAUGGCCACCGCUAAACUUUGGAUGGAGUUUGGCAGAGGUAUUAAAAAAAUCGAAAGAAGCUGAGAAAGAAAAACUUCAAGCAUCUACGACCAAGCUUCCAAUUUUAGAACAGGAAGAUUCUAUUGACGUGAGUGACUUUGAAGAAGACUUUCAUCCUCAUAGUUCUGACAAACAAGAUGAUAUACAACCAAAAAAAGAUGAUAUACAACCAAAAAAAGAUGAUGAAUUGGAAAUAGGUGUUUGGUCAAAUGACAUGGUUACAGAUGAUAUGAAAUUAUUGGAUGAGUCAUUCUUUCCAAUAGGACAUAUAAUUAAAUGGGAUAUUACGGAGUUACAGCUUGGUCAUUCUGAAGCUUCACGGAAAGCCGAUUCAAUAAGCGAUUCUGCUAGUAAUGUGUCUGAUAAUUCUGAUAACGAAAAUACAGGACUAAGAAUUUCUUAUAUGAGUGCUAAUACAGCCGAAGCUGUGGAAGAUCCGGAACAAAUCCGAAUACGAGAGAGGAAUAAAGAAAUGUUGGCGGUGUUAGAAAAAGAACGGAAAAUAUUUAUGGACCAAUAUUGGAUAUAUGUCGAGGGAAGCGGUGGAGGUUUACUUAGGAAGCAUGCGCAAGAACUUUAUGAUGAGGCGGCCAAAAUUCGAAGAAUAUUCAUGAAAUCUGAAUAUUACAUUCCUAUGCAAAAAGAAACUAAAGUCAGUAGAAAAAGAGACAAAGCUGAAGCUGAUACAAUACACGAGAAUUUACCAGGGGAAAAAAAAUCAUAUAAACACAAGGAUUACAUAAGUAAUAUUGUAGAGAAGUUUAAUAAUGAAAUAUUAACUACAGAUUACGUCAAGCCACCAAUGAAGAAGGAAACCAAAGUAGAAAUAACAUAUAUUAAAGAUAAUGAUCUUUUUAGUUUUGAUUUUCAACCAGAAUUGAAGGAUCACCCAGGACCAAGUCCUAGUUUAAUUUUACAAGCUUUAACUAUGUCUAAUGCUAAUGAUGGAAUCAAUUUAGAACGUUUAGAGACUAUCGGUGAUUCUUUUCUCAAGUAUGCAAUAACAACAUAUUUAUAUUGUACCUAUGAGAAUAUUCAUGAAGGCAAACUUAGCCAUUUACGAUCGAAACAUGUUAGCAAUUUAAAUUUGUAUCGAUUAGGAAAGAAAAAAGAAUUAGGUGAAAAUAUGAUAGCUACAAAAUUUGAGCCACACGACAAUUGGUUACCACCUUGUUAUUAUGUUCCAAAAGAGCUUGAACAAAGUAUGAUUCAAACAAAUGUCACCUCUGAAAAGUGGAGCCGACCUAGUACUCCAACUGAAUCUGAUUUAGUUGAUGCAGACGAACAAGAACUUGCUCUUAUAAAAGAUGAAUUUUCUAGUGAGAAGAAAAAGAAAAAAAAAGAUAACUUGCCACAAUACAUGCCAUACAAUUUAAUUACGCAGCACAGUAUUCCAGAUAAAAGUAUUGCUGAUUGCGUAGAAGCAUUGAUCGGUGCGUAUUUAAUUGCAUGCGGUCCAAGAGGUGCUCUUUUGUUCAUGACUUGGUUAGGGAUUCAUGUUUUACCAUCAGAAGAAAUUUGUGUCGUACAAAAAAAUAAACCGAAAGAUGAUUUUGAGCCAGGAACCACACCUUAUGAGAAAAAAAUUACUGAAGAUCGUAAAACCACUUGGGUACGAAUUAAAUAUGGGAAACUAGAAGAACCGCAAAAUCUAUUAAAUACUUACAUUCCUAAUAUGGAAACUGAAUUACAAACAAUGCUCGACGGAUAUGAUGAAUUAGAAAAAAGUAUAGGAUAUAAGUUCAACAAUGUUAGUUAUCUUUUACAAGCAUUUACACAUGCAUCUUAUCAAUUAAACAAUUUAACAGAUUGUUAUCAACGUUUAGAAUUCCUUGGAGAUGCUGUUUUAGAUUAUUUAAUAACAAGACAUUUGUAUGAGGAUGCUCGACAACAUUCACCAGGUGCUUUAACAGAUUUAAGAUCAGCAUUAGUAAACAAUACAAUAUUUGCUUCAUUAGCCGUUAGAUGUGGAUUUCAUAAAUAUUUUCGUCAUCUCUCACCCGGUUUAAAUAUCGUUAUUAAUCGUUUUGUGAGAAUUCAAGAAGCGAAUGGACAUUCCAUUAGCGAAGAGUAUUACUUAAUUGGAGGAUCUGAGUUUGAAGAAGCUGAAGAUAUUGAAGUGCCAAAAGCUUUAGGUGAUGUUUUUGAAUCUUUAGCUGGUGCAAUUUAUUUGGAUAGCGGUAUGUCUCUUGAUGCUGUUUGGAGCGUUUAUUAUAACAUAAUGAAAACAGAAAUUGAAUUAUUCAGUAUAAAUGUUCCUAAAUCUCCAAUUAGAGAAUUGUUAGAAUUGGAACCAGAAACAGCCAAAUUCGGCAAUCCAGAAAAAUUGGCUGAUGGACGUAGGGUAAGAGUAACAGUGGAUGUUAUUAAUAAAGGUGUCUUUAAAGGAAUCGGAAGAAAUUAUAGAAUUGCCAAAUGCACAGCAGCUAAAUGUGCUCUAAAACAAUUGAAAAAAAAUUUUCCGAAGUCAGGAGGAUAUUGAUGUUUUAUUUAUAUUAAUAUAUA